Molecule: messenger RNA, 1765 nt
Organism: Saccostrea cuccullata (small rock oyster)
Lineage: Eukaryota; Metazoa; Mollusca; Bivalvia; Ostreida; Ostreidae
Product: putative ankyrin repeat protein RF_0381
Exons: 6
Coding region: 53-1765 (570 amino acids)
Molecular function (GO): protein binding
Source: RefSeq, a predicted model, not a curated record
UCAAGCUAAGAUAUUAACAGCUCAUUGGAUAAUUACUUGUAUUCUGAGCAAGAUGUCGUCCAUGUUCAAUAAGACAAAAGCUGUCAGUUGUCCCCAAAGCUGGGAUGAAUAUUUGGAAGCUGCCUCCAAACUUUGUCCUCAGAUUGACGGGGAGUAUAAUUAUAUCUGUGUUCCCAACCAAAACAAAACAGAACUUGUGCAGUUCUGUUUCGGAAGCGGCAGAUUUCCUGCAUGGCAGUUAGCCGAGCAUUGUCCAUACCUACACAAUACUGGUAACAUGAAUGCUGAGAAUUGCACAAGGUUCUUAUACGGAUGCCCGGAAAAACAUUACAUGACUAAAGAAAUUUAUAAAUAUCAAGCGUGUUUAGAUAUAAAUCCAGAAAGAGGAUGUUACGUUGCCGAUUCAAAUUGCAGCAAGUCGCUUACCUCAACAGUGACUCCAGCUAGUACAUCCCCAGCAGCAGGGAAUGAAGUCACUAUAGCCUUGUCCGUUGUAUUCGGUGUGAUAUUUUGUGUUCUUAUCUCAGUACUUAUAUCUUUCAUCUAUAUGAAGAAAAGAGGAAAAUACAGGAAGAAAAAACACAAAGACAAAAACUGUCAUCCAGACGAAGAAUAUAAAAGAACGGAAAACGAAAAUGUAAAACUCCUAGGAAAUUCAGCAGAAAAUGAAAGAGAAACGAAUAACGAACCAAAUAUGUCGUUACAUGAAGGAGGUUACAUUUCAGAAAAAACAAGCGCCAAAAUGAUGCAUUUUAAAGAUGAGAUAAAUACAAAAGCACGUGCUUUUUAUUCUGCCUGUAAGAAUGGAAAUACAGAUUUGUGCCGAUAUCUCCUCGAUCGCGAUCCACACAUUCUUAAUCAAGUAGAUGAUGAUGGAUGGAAUGCCGCAUCAUGUGCAGCACAAGGAGGAAAUGUUGAAAUUUUAGAACUCCUGGCACAAAAAGGCGUCGAUAUGACAUUUAAAAGUAAGAAAGGCAGUAAUAUUCUUCACAUUGCUUGUAUGAAAUCUAAACUAGAAAUGUGCCAACAUAUCAUCCAACAUUAUCCAGACAUGCUUAAUCAAGUAAAUGAUGAUGGAUGUAAUGUCGCAUUAUUUGCCGCACAAGGAGGAAAUGUUGGAAUUUUAGAACUUCUGGCACAAAAAGGCGUCGAUAUGACACUUAAAAGUAAGAAAGGCAGUAAUAUUCUUCACAUUGCCUCUAUGAAUUCUAAAUCAGAUAUGUGCCAACAUAUCAUCCAACAUUAUCCAGACAUGCUUAAUCAAGUAAAUGAUGAUGGAUGGAAUGUCGCAUUAUUUGCUGCACAAGGAGGAAAUGUUGAAAUUCUAGAACUACUGGAAGAAAAAGGCGUCGAUAUGACAUUCAAAGAUAAGAAUGGCAGUAAUAUUCUUCACAUUGCCUCUAUGAAUUCUAAUUCAGAUAUGUGCCAACAUAUCAUCCAACAUUAUCCAGACAUGCUUGAUCAGGUAGAUGAUAAUGGAUGUAAUGUCGCAUUAUACGCCGCACAAGGAGGAAAUGUUGGAAUUUUAGAACUUCUGGCACAAAAAGGCGUCGAUAUGACAUUCAAAGAUAAGGAAGGCUGUAAUAUUCUUCACAUUGCCUCUAUGAAUUCUAAAUCAGAUAUGUGCCAACAUAUCAUCCAACAUUAUCCAGACAUGCUUAAGCAGGUGGAUAAUGAUGGAUGGAAUGUCGCAUUAUAUGCAGCACAAGGAGGAAAUGUUGGAAUUUUAGAACUUAUUGCAGAGAAAGGUGUCCAACUGGCUUAG